GUAAGUUUCUUCCUAGUGUUAAGUCUGCGCUUCCCAGCCCCUCCCCCAGCCCAUCCUCAGGGUAGGGGAGUCACUGUGGACCUUAAAUUGCAGCACCCGGCCCUCCGCCCCGAGUAAAUCCAGUCGACGCCGUUACAGGAUUGAUCUCUAAAGACUCAUGUUGCCUGAGGAAGAAAUCCAGAAGAGGAGGGAAAGGAAAGGAAAGGAGUCAGGAAUGGCUGUUUCUCAGGGACCAUUGACCUUGGAGGACGUGGCCAUCAAGUUCUCUCCGGAGGAGUGGGCCUGCCUGGACCCUGCCCAGAGGGCCUUGUACAGGGACGUGAUGCUGGAGACCUGCAGGAACCUGCUCUCCCUGGCCGUCUCACAUAUGCAGGCGAUCAAGAAAUUAAAACCAAAAGCGAACGUUGACAUGGGAGAAGCAUUACAGACAGUGAUGUUGGGAAGACAUGAAAGCCACGAAAUCGGAGAUUUUUAUUUCAAGGAAAUCCAGGACCCCGUGCAUAUCUUUGGGUGUCAGUGGAGAGAUGAUGAAAGAAAUUACAAAAAAAUGCCCAUAACCCAUAGCGAAUGUCUCACUGACAGAAGAGAUGGACCUAUUAGAAGGGAUGUCGGAAUCAAGCCUGUUGAAAACAGGCUCACAUUAAGCUUUCGGAAUGAGCUGCGUGUUUUUAAAGGUCAAGAGAAGGUGGGUGAACUUAAUCAAGCUGACAAGACUAUCAGCCGUAGUGCCUCAUUUUCACCACUGCAAACAAUUUCUCCCAUUGUCCACCGCAGCAUUUCUCAUACGCAUGGGAGUGAUUUUAUGCAUCCUUCAGUACUGACACAAGACCAGAAAGCGUACAAGGGAAAACCUUACCAAUGCGAUGAGUGUGGCAAAACCUUUCCCUACAGCUCAAACCUCAGCAGACACCAGUUAAUCCAUACAGGAGAGAAGCCAUAUAAUUGUGAUAUAUGUGGCAAGGAGUUUAGUCGAAAUUCACACCUUGCGUGUCAUCGGAGAGUUCAUACUGGAGAGAAACCUUACAAGUGUAACGAGUGUGGCAAAACCUUUAAUCAGCGCUCCAACCUCACCAGACAUCAGAUAAUCCAUACAAGAGAGAAAGCGUAUGAAUGCGAUGUCUGUGGCAAGGUCUUUAGUCGAAAAUCAGUCCUUGCAAGUCACCAGACAGCGCAUUUUGGAGAGAAAUCUUACAAGUGUAAUGAAUGUGGCAAAGCCUUUAGGAAGCGCUCAGGCCUUACUCAACAUAAGAGAAUCCACACUGGAGAGAAACCUUACCUCUGCGUUGAGUGCGGGAAAGCCUUUAGGAAGCAUUCAAACCUUACUCAGCAUAAGACAAUCCAUACUGGCGAGAAACCUUACAAGUGCAGUGCCUGUGGCAAAGCAUUUAGUGUGCAUUCAGCCUUAAGGAACCACCAGGUGAUCCAUACAGGAGAGAGGCCAUAUAAAUGUGACAUCUGUGGCAAGGUCUUUAGUCGAAACUCCAUCCUCGCCAGUCAUCAGAGGCUACAUACGGGAGAGAAACCGUACACAUGCAACGUGUGUGGUAAGUCGUUCAUUCAGCGUUCACUCCUUUGGAUCCAUGAGAAGGUUCAUAGUGGGGAGAAGCCUUACAAGUGUAAUCAAUGUGGCAAAGCCUUUCCCGUGCGGUCAAUCCUUACCCAGCAUAUGAGGAUCCACACUGGAGAGAAACCUUACAUCUGUAUCGAGUGUGGCAAAGCCUUCACGAAACAGUCCAAUCUUUCUCAACAUAAGACAAUUCACACGGGAGAGAAACCGUAUAAAUGUGAGGAGUGCGGCAAAGCCUUUACCCAAGUUUCAAGUCUCAGCAGACAUCAGAAGAGGCAUCCGGGAAAGAAACCCCAGCAAUGCAGUGGGUGUGUCAAGGCUUUUAUCCGACAUUCGCAGCUUUCAGAUGAUGAGAGAACUCAUACUGGAGAGAAACUGCACAAAUGUGAUGUGUGCUGCAAGGCUUGCAGCCAACAUCCAGAACUUUGGGGUCAGGAGAGAAGUCACCCCGGAGAACUCAAAUGUAGUGUGUGUGGCAAGGCUUUUAGCCAGCAUUCAAGCCUUGUGGCACACCAGAGAAUUCAUACCGGAGAAAAGCCUUACAAAUGUAAUAAAUGCGAUAAGGCUUUUAGCCAACGUUCACAACUUUGGCGUCAUGAGCGAACUCACCUCGGAGAGAAAUCUCAUCAAUGCAACGAAUGCGGCAAAGCCUUUACGGAUCGUUCCCAUCUUAAUCGACAUAAGAUAAUUCAUACGGGUGAGAAGCCUUACAAAUGCCAUGUGUGUGGCAGAGCUUUUACCCAAUUUGCAAACCUUGCUCGGCAUCAGAAAAUACAUACUGAAAAGAAGCAUUGUAAACUAGGAGUUCCCGUCGUGGCUCUGUGGUUAACAAAUCCAACUAGGAACCAUGAGGUUGCGGGUUCGAUACCCGGCCUAGAUCCGUGGGUUAAGGAUCCGGCAUUGCCGUGAGCUGUGGUGUAGGUCGCAGAUGCGGCUGGGAUCCCAUGUUGCUGUGCCUCUGGCGCAGGCCAGGAGCUACAGCUCUGAUUAGACCCCUAGCCUGGGAACCUCCAUAUGCCGUGGGUGCAGCCCUAAAAGGACAAAAAACAAAAUAAAUAAACAAACAAACAAACCCAAUAUAUGUAGCGCUGCUCUUAGUAAAAGCUGAAGCUAUGAGGAUCCUCCGAGAAUUCAUAAUAGAAGGAAACCUUGCAAAUACAAUGACUGGGAUAAAACUUAUGCAAGUGUUAAAGCCUUAAAAUCACAGAUUCCGUCAAGGAGAGAAAUCAUGUAUAAUUUAUGUGUAUGACAAAGCCUGUAAUACCAGGCCUUUGGUAUCAGAAUGUACAUCUCUUUUUUUAAGUUGUUUAUUUUACAGUUGCACCCACAGCACAUGGAAGUUCCCGGACCAGGGAUUAAAUCUGAGCCACCGCAGCAACGCUGGAUCCUUUAACCCACUGCAGCGGGCUGGGGAUCGAAGCCCCACCUCCACAGCAACCCGAGCCACUGGCAGUUAGAUUCCACAGCGGGAACUCCCAGCAUAUACACCUUUGAGAGAAACCACACAAGUGCGAUGACUGUAUCACAAAGGUUAUCCAAAGUUUAAGCCUCGCGGCACAUAACAGAAUUCUUAGUGGAGAGAAACCUUGCAAAGGUAAUGACUGUGACCAGCUUUAUCAAAACGGGUACCUUUGUGCUCAGGAAGGAAUUCAUGUCAGAUAGGAGCCAUACAAGCAUGUCAGGGCCUUUAGGCAGUGACCUCAGGACAUUAUACCCCACAGAAGUCCUACUCAACAGAAAUGUUACAAAGGUAGCGGUGAUUCUUACACACAUAGGAAACUUUAUACUGGAGAAACUAGGCCUGUCAGCGGAACCAAGGAUAUCUGGGGGAAAGUGUGAUUAUCUUCUUCAGCUUGCAAGAUUUUUUUUUUUUUUCUAUUAUUUGAGGUUUCUAGAAAAGGCUCCAUUGCCGGUGGGUGACAUGCAACCUGAGGUUCGAAACCCACGGAUGUGAUCGUUUCAUUCCAUGCUUUUUCAUUUGUCACCAUGAGGAUCUCAGGGCAGGGACCGGUGCGCUGCAAGGACCUGCUUCAUCCGGUGGGGUUUAUUCAUACCCACGUAACCUAGAAAACGAGGACACAGUUUUAAGAUGCAGUGUGGCGUAAACGAGAGACCAUGGGGGAUGGCAGAACCCGUGAACACUAAUAAUACAUUGUUUGGCUGUCUAAGUUGCGUGGCGUCUAUAACAGUCUCUCUCCAUGUUAGAGUCAAGGAACUUGCAGUUUUGAAAAUGUGCUAUGUUCAUAAUCGGCAUUUCAGUUGUGUGCUCCAUGGUGUAUCCCAGGUUACGUCUGAAGCUCUAAUAAAAAUAUCCUACUAGUGAACUUUUCA
Molecule: messenger RNA, 3898 nt
Organism: Sus scrofa (pig)
Lineage: Eukaryota; Metazoa; Chordata; Mammalia; Artiodactyla; Suidae
Biological process (GO): regulation of DNA-templated transcription
Source: RefSeq, a predicted model, not a curated record